This is a messenger RNA of Cavia porcellus (domestic guinea pig), 4429 nucleotides long. It is a transcript of the gene Has2, whose product is annotated as hyaluronan synthase 2. Gene Ontology annotation, biological process: hyaluronan biosynthetic process; extracellular matrix assembly. Lineage: Eukaryota; Metazoa; Chordata; Mammalia; Rodentia; Caviidae. The record is from RefSeq and is a predicted model, not a curated record. Gene Ontology annotation, cellular component: plasma membrane. The transcript is spliced from 4 exons. Gene Ontology annotation, molecular function: hyaluronan synthase activity. The coding region runs from base 1011 to 2669 and encodes 552 amino acids.
UCGUGCGCUCCCAGGAAGUGAAGACCACGGUCGCCUCCUCGGAGCCGGCCGGCUGCACGCGGUCCACGCGCACGCGGUUGUCCAUCCUGCAGAGCAAACGCCUCCCUCCCAUUAGGUCACCUUUUGAGUGUGCCGAGUGUAUUUUUACGUUCCGGACCACGCUGAGCCAGAGAUACAAUUAUUUUUUGACUUCUUCGCCCACCCACGGUGAAAACUGUUGCAGACGAGAAGCGGGCAGGCUCGACGUCCGUCCGGACUCCCGAGCCGGCCGCGGCGAGGCUGGAGGAGGGGCGGGCCGGGGGCGCGGGCUCGUGUGCACGCGCACUGCGCAUCCCCGCGCUCCCGGCGGCCGGUCCCUCCAGGGCCAGGUCCCUCCAGGUCCCCGCGGCCGCCGCGCUGAGUGGCGGCUUUGCGCCCCGCCCGCCGCCCGCGCCUCCGCCCCCUCCGCGCGCUCUUAAACCCCUCCGCCGGGACCCUCGGCCGGGAAGCGGGCGGCGGGCGGAGGCGCGGCGUCGUCGGGAAGGAGGCAGCCGCCCGGCCGGCAGCCCAUCGCGCCGGGACUCGAACCGGCCGGCCCCAGACUUCGUCCGCCUGGCGCCCGCUGCUCCCGGUCCGGCCGGGGCUUCCCUCUCCCCUCUUUUCCUGUCCUGUCCUCUCUCCCGCUCCCUCUCUCCCUUGAAAAGGUGACUUUCUGUGAUCAGGGAUAGGGGAGCUGGAGGAAAAAUUAAUUUAUUUUUAACGCACAGAGAAAUUUUUAAAAGCAUCAGAAGACCCAAGCUCAACGGAAUAGUAAAGACAAUAUUAGCCAGAUUCCCCUUCUCGGGGUGGAGCACCAAACAUUUAAGGCUCCCCCCAUUUUUUCAAAUGUUGCUUUUAAAUUUCUUAUUUUUUCUGGCCGGUCGUCUCAAAUUCAUCUGAGCUGUCGUUACCUGAUUCUGGGCCCCGCCCCAGCGCCCCUGGGCCACACAGACCGACGGCCGCGGACGGCUCUAUGAGCAGAGCCGAGCAAGAUGCAUUGUGAGAGGUUUAUAUGUAUCCUGAAAAUAAUUGGAACCACGCUUUUUGGAGUCUCUCUUCUCCUUGGAAUCACCGCUGCUUACAUUGUCGGCUACCAAUUUAUCCAAACGGAUAAUUACUAUUUCUCUUUCGGACUGUAUGGUGCCUUUUUAGCUUCACACCUCAUCAUCCAAAGCCUGUUUGCCUUUCUGGAGCACCGAAAAAUGAAAAAGUCUCUAGAAACCCCCAUUAAGUUGAACAAAACUGUUGCUCUUUGCAUUGCUGCCUAUCAAGAAGACCCAGACUACCUACGGAAAUGUUUGCAAUCUGUGAAAAGGCUCACCUACCCGGGGAUUAAGGUUGUCAUGGUCAUCGAUGGGAACUCCGAUGAUGACCUCUAUAUGAUGGACAUCUUCAGUGAAGUCAUGGGCAGGGACAAGUCAACCACUUACAUCUGGAAGAACAAUUUCCAUGUCAAGGGUCCUGGUGAGACCGAGGAGUCACAUAAAGAGAGCUCGCAGCACGUGACGCAGUUGGUCUUGUCCAACAGAAAUGUGUGCAUCAUGCAGAAGUGGGGUGGAAAACGGGAAGUCAUGUACACCGCAUUCAAAGCCCUAGGACGCAGUGUGGAUUAUGUGCAGGUUUGUGAUUCGGAUACCAUGCUUGACCCUGCCUCAUCUGUGGAGAUGGUGAAAGUUUUGGAAGAAGACCCCAUGGUUGGAGGUGUUGGUGGAGACGUCCAGAUUUUAAACAAAUAUGAUUCCUGGAUCUCUUUCCUCAGCAGUGUGAGAUACUGGAUGGCAUUUAAUAUAGAGAGAGCCUGUCAGUCCUAUUUCGGGUGUGUCCAGUGCAUUAGUGGACCCCUAGGAAUGUACAGAAACUCCCUGCUGCAUGAGUUUGUGGAAGACUGGUACAAUCAGGAAUUUAUGGGCAACCAGUGCAGUUUUGGUGACGACAGGCACCUUACGAACCGGGUGCUGAGUCUGGGCUACGCCACGAAAUACACAGCUCGCUCCAAGUGCCUUACUGAAACCCCAAUUGAGUAUCUCAGAUGGUUGAACCAGCAGACCCGCUGGAGCAAGUCUUACUUCCGUGAGUGGCUGUACAAUGCGAUGUGGUUCCACAAGCAUCAUUUGUGGAUGACCUACGAAGCAGUCAUCACUGGAUUCUUCCCAUUCUUUCUCAUUGCCACAGUGAUCCAGCUCUUCUACCGGGGUAAAAUCUGGAAUAUCCUCCUCUUCUUGUUGACUGUCCAGCUAGUAGGGCUCAUAAAAUCAUCUUUUGCCAGCUGCCUUAGAGGAAACAUCGUCAUGGUCUUUAUGUCUCUCUAUUCAGUGCUGUAUAUGUCAAGUUUACUUCCUGCCAAGAUGUUUGCAAUCGCGACCAUAAACAAAGCGGGGUGGGGCACAUCGGGAAGGAAAACCAUUGUUGUCAACUUCAUAGGACUCAUCCCAGUGUCGGUUUGGUUUACAAUUCUCCUGGGCGGUGUGAUUUUCACCAUUUAUAAGGAAUCUAAAAAGCCAUUUUCCGAAUCCAAACAGACAGUUUUAAUUGUUGGGACUCUGCUCUAUGCAUGCUAUUGGGUCAUGCUAUUGACACUGUACGUGGUCCUCAUCAAUAAGUGUGGCAGGCGGAAGAAGGGACAACAGUACGACAUGGUGCUGGAUGUAUGACCGAACCCGAUUUGGUGACUUCGAGGGGCUGUACAGUUGUGGCAACAGAUAGUGCCAUCAAGGAGACAUAUCACUGCUGCUGGAACUUGAACAAAGACAUUUCUAUGGUUUAUUUUGAUUUCUGCCAAAGUAAAACGAUGCGCCAAUAAAAGACCCUCCGCUGUAACCUGUUCCGUCUAUGAAAAUGGAGUGAAUCCUUUGUUAUGCACUUUGUGCUCACUGUGCAUUGCCUGACAGUGUUGGCCCUACAUACCUCACUAGCCAUGCUUUCUGUGGGCGAUCAUGGAGAAAAUGAUUUUGGAAACUCAAGGAAAAGUUCUUUCGGUCUGUACAACCUAACUUAUGGACUGUUUGAUAGCUAAUGUUUUGGAAGGAUUUUCUCUUAAUUAUACCAAAUGAAAUGCCAAAGGAAAUCUUAAAGGCCGUUGGCUGUGCUAUAUUUUGAUAUAAUUGUACUGUUUUAAAAUUUUGUAUGCCAAUUUUUAAAACAAAUUUUGCAUAGUCUAUAUUUUACUUUUCUGCCAAAAUAUACCUGUUCUUCCUUUUUUUAAUGAAAUAGGUUCUGAAAAAAUUCAUACUUAAAAAAUACCUGCCCAAAAUGUGAAGCUUGGUUGACUGAUUUUUAUGAUAGGAGAAAAUGUUUUUUGUCUUUCUACCUUUUAAAAUUUAAUAGUUUAUCUCUGUGAAAAUGUUUUAAAACUUUUACUACUUUAACUGUAGUUUCAUUUGUUUAGAAAAGACCAAUAUACUUGUCACACUUUGUCAGUAAACAUACAUAUUUACUUGUGUACAAAAAAAUCAUCAACAAUUAAGGCCAAAGGGGUAGAAAAGUGCAAUUUUUUCACGCAGUUUUUUUUAAAAAGGAGGCUAGUCAUUGAGAGAAAAAACUAGGUAUCCAGCACAGGACAAAGCCUGCGCACCCAGGUCAACAAGAAAGUCUGGUACUUUUUGCCAGGUCAAGUGUGUGAGUUGGACAGAUGCAACACGUACCACAUGUACGUGUGUUUCACCUAUUUUUUUCUGCUUGCCAGUUGCUGUUCCAUGUUAGUGUGAUGUUUACAUGGGUGGCUUAGAUAUAUUUUAAAAAUAUAGAGCAUAACGAUUCAGAAUUGGCAGAUGAAAGCCCCUAGAUCUUCAGGGAGGUGUCUGCUAGCCUGUACAGAGGGCUUCAUUUCUUCUGUUCUUGGCAUCCAUAAAAAUGUCUGUGUAGUAGAAAUGGUGUUAAGGGUUAAUAAAUAUAACAAAAAUUGACACGUAAAAAUGAUGUCCUCUAAACUUGACUAAUUUGGUUUGGCCUGUUGUGUGGCCGACCCUGCCUUGCAGCUGGUGCUGUGUAGACCUGUGUAAAACCCAAUUGGAACACACAAAGUUGAUCAAGAGUACUGUGGUGAAGCGGAUACAUGAAGAUACACUUUCUGCCGUUAUGCUUCCUUUUCUGCAGACAACUAGAUUUAGCCUAAAAAAGCUGCACAUUCUACCUUCUGAGAACAAGAAGUUACAUUCACUUGUGAAGCUCUUACUGAUUCGAGAGCUUGAGGGAAACGAACACAUCAUGCCAAUAAAUGAGACUAAAACUUGAGUUUGCCUUUUUAACUAUUUAUGUUUAAGUUAAGCUUUUAUAACAUUCAAAUGUCAAAUUCUCUCAUUCUUAUAAAAUUGAAUUAAUUGCCUGUAUUUAUUUUAGCAAUUAUUCAAUGUAUUUCCAGUAUAGGAUGUAUAGUAUAACUGAUUUUUUUGUAAAUAAAAUAUUUUUGAUAAGA